This is a messenger RNA of Ceratosolen solmsi marchali, 1268 nucleotides long. RefSeq names its product elongation of very long chain fatty acids protein AAEL008004. The record is from RefSeq and is a predicted model, not a curated record. Gene Ontology annotation, cellular component: endoplasmic reticulum membrane. Gene Ontology annotation, biological process: very long-chain fatty acid biosynthetic process; sphingolipid biosynthetic process; fatty acid elongation, saturated fatty acid. The coding region runs from base 11 to 913 and encodes 300 amino acids. The transcript is spliced from 4 exons. Gene Ontology annotation, molecular function: fatty acid elongase activity. Lineage: Eukaryota; Metazoa; Arthropoda; Insecta; Hymenoptera; Agaonidae.
AAAGCUGAAGAUGGCAUCGGCAGCUGCUGAAUUGGUCGUAAAGCGCGAGCCGGAACCGCGACAUGACGUUGUCGUUGACGCUAACCGUACGAUAACCGGGGCGGAGGGUUUGGUGCGUAUGGCCCUCGACCAGUACACCGAGAUCCUCACCACAAUUUCGGAUCCACGUGUAAGCGACUGGCCGCUGAUGAACGCACCGAUACCCACUGUCCUCAUCGUCCUCAUCUAUCUCUAUAGUGUAACGAUCCUUGGGCCAAGGCUCAUGGCCAACCGCAAGCCCUUUCAACUGAGGAACGUCCUUAUCGCUUACAACGCCUUCCAAGUCAUAUUUUCUCUCGGCAUGUUGUACGAGCAUCUGAUGUCCGGGUGGUUGCUGGACUACAGCUACAAAUGUCAACCAGUUGAUUACUCUCAUAAUCCCUCGGCACUACGAAUGGCAAACCUUUGCUGGUGGUACUUCAUCAGCAAAUUUACCGAAUUCGCUGAUACAAUAUUCUUCAUUCUACGAAAGAAGGACAGUCAGGUGACGUUUCUGCAUCUGUAUCAUCACUCGCUAACACCACUCGAGACUUGGAUUUGCGUCAAGUUUAUCGCGGGUGGUCACGGCACUCUAGGCAACCUCAUUAAUAACGCUGUCCACGUUGUAAUGUACUUCUAUUAUAUGCUCGCGGCUGCAGGUCCCGAGUACCAAAAGUACUUAUGGUGGAAGAAACAUCUGACUACCGUUCAGUUGGUGCAAUUCUUCUUGGUGUUUGUGCAUAGUGCCCAGGCUUUGAUUUUCGAUUGCGGUUAUCCUAAGCUUGUGGCUAGUCUCUUACUUCUACACUCGACGAUUUUCUUCAUUCUCUUCUAUAACUUCUACCUACAAGCCUACCGCCGAAGUCAAAAAACCAACGACGUUAAAUCUGAAUAAAGAACGUGUGAAUAAUUAGCUGCCUGUUACCCCAUUAUCGGGGAAGCAGAAUAGAGAAUAAAAGAGAGAAUAAAGAGAAGGAAAAAAUGAAAUGAGGAGAGAAAAAAAGAAACACGGAAGUACAAAUAUAUUUUGAUUAAUUGGUCCCGUCGGCUGGCCGCAAACGUCACUGCCGAGAAAAUAAUACCAGAAUUUCGAAGACAAUGCUGUCGAUGAAACCGCGUACGGAUUUUUAUACUUGUUUCGUUCGCGUGCAAUCUAGUCUUCGCGCCGGCGCGAUUCUUUUCUACGAAAGGGUAAGUGAGGGGAGGGGCACGCGUUAGGAUUCGCGAAUUAUUCCGCUGUGUGUACAAUU